UCUCCUCCGCGCGCGUCCAAAGGGCGCCGAGGUUCCCGCGCCUUCCUUCCCUUCCUCAGGGACCGGAGCCUCGCGAGCGCUGAGGGCAGGCGGCGGCGGCGGCGGCGGCGGGCUGGCGCCGGGUGCGAGCGCGAGGCGCUGGCGGGGGAAGAUGCUGCAGUCGCUGGCCGGCAGCUCGUGCGUGCGGCUGGUGGAGAGGCACCGCUCGGCCUGGUGCUUCGGCUUGCUGGUGCUGGGCUACGCGCUCUACCUGGUCUUCGGCGCCGUGGUCUUCUCGUCGGUGGAGCUGCCCUACGAGGACCUGCUGCGCCAGGAGCUGCACAAGCUGAAGCGGCGCUUCGUGGAGGAGCAUGAGUGCCUCUCCGAGCAGCAGCUCGAGAGCUUCCUGGCGCGAGUCCUGGAGGCCAGCAACUACGGCGUGUCGGUGCUGAGCAACGCUUCCGGCAACUGGAACUGGGACUUCACCUCGGCCCUCUUCUUCGCCAGCACCGUCCUCUCCACUACGGGUUAUGGACACACCGUGCCUUUGUCAGAUGGAGGGAAAGCCUUCUGCAUCAUCUAUUCCAUCAUUGGAAUCCCCUUUACACUGCUUUUCCUGACAGCAGUGGUGCAGCGCAUUAUUGUCUAUGUAACAAGGCGGCCUGUGCUGUAUUUCCAUGUCCGCUGGGGUUUCUCUAAGCAGAUAGUUGCCAUCAUCCAUGCGGUGAUUCUGGGCUUCGUUACUGUCUCGUGCUUUUUCUUCAUCCCAGCAGCAAUAUUUUCUGUCCUUGAAGAUGAGUGGAACUUCCUGGAAUCUUUUUACUUCUGCUUCAUUUCGCUGAGCACCAUUGGCCUUGGUGACUAUGUUCCAGGAGAAGGUUACAACCAAAAAUUCAGAGAGCUGUAUAAAAUAGGAAUUACAUGUUACCUGCUGCUGGGCCUCAUUGCAAUGCUGGUGGUUUUAGAGACUUUCUGUGAACUUCAUGAGCUCAAAAAAUUUAGGAAAAUGUUCUAUGUGAAGAAGGACAAGGAAGAGGACCAAGUGCACAUAGUAGAACACGACCAACUCUCCUUCUCUUCAAUUUCAGACCAGGCGGCUUCUUUGAAGGAAGAUCAGAAAAUAAAUGAACCUUUUGUGACCCCACAGUCUGCAGUUAACUGUGACGGCUGCAUAAACAAUUAACCAAGGGCUUCCGUUUCAAUAUCAACCGUGCACUUACAUCCCUUCAGUUAGAACUAGCACCAUUAAUGAAACUAUAGAGGCAGAAGGCUAUGCUAUAUUAUCAAGUACUCAUUGCUGGGAAUACUUUUAAAGUGUAUGAGCCAAGUAAAGCUCUUUUUAGCUGGAACAACAUUAUGGGAAUGUUGGCUGGUGGGGGGGGGGAAUAUGCAUUUGGGA
Molecule: messenger RNA, 1378 nt
Organism: Lacerta agilis (Sand lizard)
Lineage: Eukaryota; Metazoa; Chordata; Lepidosauria; Squamata; Lacertidae
Gene: KCNK1
Product: potassium two pore domain channel subfamily K member 1
Exons: 3
Coding region: 152-1162 (336 amino acids)
Biological process (GO): stabilization of membrane potential; potassium ion transmembrane transport
Cellular component (GO): membrane
Molecular function (GO): potassium ion leak channel activity
Source: RefSeq, a predicted model, not a curated record